Malassezia sympodialis ATCC 42132 is the source of this 978-nucleotide messenger RNA. RefSeq lists its product as uncharacterized. Lineage: Eukaryota; Fungi; Basidiomycota; Malasseziomycetes; Malasseziales; Malasseziaceae. The transcript is spliced from 2 exons. The coding region runs from base 1 to 978 and encodes 325 amino acids. The record is from RefSeq and is a predicted model, not a curated record.
AUGCCGCUGCCUGCUCCCUUGCGGAGCCUACUGGAAGCGCCGAGAUAUGCUGUGAACCUAUCUGUACACAGGAGUGGCCUUCUCCCCGCAGGAGUUACGGGUAUACCUCGACCUCCGCCACGACUCCCGCUCCUGCAGGCCCUGUUUGAUCAAAUUGUCGCGGAUGCCGCGAGUCGGAACGUUGCCUGGGGCGAGUGGCUCACUAUAUCGACGGCGACUUUGUUUGCCCUUAACGCACCCGGCACACUAAAGGCUAUGUUUCGAUAUGCUGUGCGUGAUGACGGUACUCUCCGUUCACUCCCAGAACGCGUGGACCGCGCGUGUUUAAUGCGGGAGGCAGGGCUCAAGUGUCUAGGACUCAUUGGCACACCCAAAACUAUCAACAACCUUGCUGCGCUACGCGCAGAGGUGGAUGCCGAUGAGGAGCUCUCUGCGGCCAUGCCAACAGCGGCGCGGCGGUACGUGGUGAUGCCUGACGCCAGCGAUAUUCGCCCUGAGAUGUGGGAGCGAGUCACACAGGCGGGCAACCAGCUGUGGGAUGACAUCUAUGCGAAGCAGUCACAAAAGUUACGCCACAUUCUCGCUCAUUCGCACCCGGACCUGGGCCUCUACAUCAUUCAGAAUGAGUAUGGCCCGCUGUUCGCCCCUCCUCCGGCCUACCACGAUGGUAUGGCGGAACCUGCGUGGGAGAUCCAUCGCUUACGUAUGAGUCUCGUGGCCAUCGCCUCUUUGCAUGCGCAGGGCGGCGUGGCCCCUCAAGUCACGAGCCACAUAUACGGCUUGCUGCGGGCCAAGGACCACAUCGCUCACGUGCAGGGCCUGGAGCGCCAAGGGCUCGACUUCCUCACGACGGAAGCCGGCGCUCAGUGGGUAGUCGAACUGGUCAACGAGGUGUGUGGAAUGAAUCUCACACAGAUCUGCCGUGUCGUCGAGGGCACAGAAGAUGCCGACCGCGAGUCGGUGUCGGCCCGGCUGUAG